Messenger RNA from Lentinula edodes (shiitake mushroom), 855 nucleotides. RefSeq names its product translation initiation factor SUI1. Bases 64 to 723 code for a protein of 219 amino acids. Gene Ontology annotation, molecular function: translation initiation factor activity; mRNA binding. Gene Ontology annotation, biological process: translation reinitiation; formation of translation preinitiation complex. The record is from RefSeq and is a predicted model, not a curated record. The transcript has 4 exons. Lineage: Eukaryota; Fungi; Basidiomycota; Agaricomycetes; Agaricales; Omphalotaceae.
GCAGUGACCAAAUGGUUGUUUAUUUUCAAGUUAUCUCUAACUACAUUCAUACCUUCCAUCACGAUGCCUGCUAAGAAAAAUCGCGAUAAGGGCGACAAAUCUGCCGCUAUCGCGGAUCCCACACCAGCAGCUUCAGAGCCAGAGGGACCACCACCACCUGAACCAAGACCCCCAGUUCGAGUUCUGUAUUGCGGAGUCUGCACUUUCCCCGUGGAGUACUGCGAAUUUGGAUCGAGUAUAACGCGGUGCAAAGAGUGGUUACAUGAACAUGAUUUAGAGGCAUAUAGCAAGUACUAUUCGGAUGAGGCUCUACAAGCAAAGAUAGGAACAUUGAGCUUGGAGGCACAGUCAAAAUUAGAGCAGGAAACAGCAAAGAAGGAGGCUAAAGCCGAAGCGAAGGCUGAUGCUGCUUUGAAGAAAAAGCUGGCGUCUCAGGUUACUAUCAAACGAAUUGAACGCAAUAAGAGAAAACACGUAACUUCGAUACAUGGCCUGGAAGCAUUCAACAUUGAUCUGAAAAAAGCUGCAAAACAAUUUGCGUCCAAAUUCGCGACAGGAGCGUCAGUCACAAAGAAUCCCCAAGGUCUAGAGGAAAUCGUUGUUCAGGGUGAUGUAAGCGAUGAAGUGCUCGAAAUGAUUGAAGGGGAGGUAGGAAUUUUGAAAGGCAUUCCCGCUGACAAUGUGGAGAUCAUCGAAGAAAAGAAGAAGAAAGGAGGAGACUAACAAGGGGCAGACCUGGGGCAGACUAACAAUAACUCUCGCCGCUUGUACUAUUCACGAAACACAUGUAUUACGACAGGAAUACUGAUGGACAUACGGUGCGACAGCCAACUAGAUGUAGAAGAAAAUUAUGCA